Molecule: messenger RNA, 1653 nt
Organism: Rosa rugosa (rugosa rose)
Lineage: Eukaryota; Viridiplantae; Streptophyta; Magnoliopsida; Rosales; Rosaceae
Product: UDP-glycosyltransferase 88F3-like
Exons: 1
Coding region: 80-1513 (477 amino acids)
Molecular function (GO): UDP-glycosyltransferase activity
Source: RefSeq, a predicted model, not a curated record
AAAUAGAUCUGCAAGGCUAUAAUUAAACAAACCGACACCAUAGUUCUCCAUCCUCGAACAGUUUCAGAGUAGAGAAAAAAUGGAAAACACCAUAGUCCUCUAUGCAGCUCCAGGAAUGGGGCACAUGAUCUCCACGGUCGAGCUAGGCAAGCUCAUCCUCAAGCACUACUCCCACAAAUUCUCCGUCACCGUGCUCUACACCACCGGAAGCAUUGUCGACACACCGAGCAUCCCCGCCUACAUCGACCGCAUCACCCAGUCCCAUCCCUCCAUUUCCUUCCGCCGCUUCCCACGCGCCUCCCCAACUAACCACCAUGACAAAACUCGCAGCCUGGCAGCCGUGAUGUUCGAUUUCAUCCGUCAGAACGACCCGAACGUCCGCUGUGCGCUACAAGAACUCUCCAAGACGUUUCGAGUUCGGGCGUUUAUCAUCGACCUGUUCUGCACCUCCGCGAUGGCCAUAGCCAAGGAGCUCAACAUCCCCACUUUCUAUUUCUUCACUUCGGGCGCGGCGGCUCUCGGGGCUUUCUUGUAUUUCCCGACGAUCCAUGCACGAGUGAACGAGAGCUUCAAGGAUAUGACCGACACUGUUUUUGAGUUUCAGGGAUUGGGGGCUCCGUUGCGUGCUGUCCACAUGCCUGAGCCGAUGCUCGAUCGGAAUGAUCCGGCUUAUUUGGACAUGGUCUACUUCUGCUCUCAUCUUGCUCUAUCAGAUGGAAUCAUAGCCAACACUUUUGAAGAGCUCGAGACUCCAACAGCUAUGAAGGCCAUUUCUGAAGGUCGAUGUGUUCCUGAUGCGCCCACUCCUCCUGUCUAUUAUAUCGGACCUUUGAUCGAUGAAGAAAAGGCAUCCGGCUCUGCACAUUCGGAGGAGGAAUGUCUGUUAUGGCUCGAUAAGCAGCCGAGUAGGAGCGUGGUGUAUCUCUGUUUCGGAAGCAGGGGAUCAUUCUCGGAAGCCCAAGUGAGAGAAAUUGCCAGUGGGUUGGAGAGGAGCGGUCAGAGGUUCUUGUGGGUGGUGAAAAAGCCACCUGUUGACAACACCAAACAGAGUCAUGGCGUGGAUGAUUUCAAUUUGGAAGUUCUUUUGCCGCAAGGCUUCUUGGAGAGGACUAAAGUCAGGGGCCUGGUGGUGAAGUCGUGGGCGCCGCAGGUGCUGGUGCUGAAGAAGGAAGCUGUGGGAGGGUUCGUGACUCACUGUGGGUGGAACUCGGUGCUAGAAUCGGUGAUAGCCGGGGUGCCAAUGGUGGCGUGGCCGCUCUAUGCAGAGCAGCAUCUGAACAGGAGUGUUCUGGUGAAUGACAUGAACAUGGCUAUUGAUGUGGAGCAGAGAGAGGAAGAUGGGUUCGUGACCGGGGAUGAAGUGGAGAGAAGAGUUAGGGAGAUGAUGGAGUCGAAAAAUGGAAGAGAGCUCAGAGAGAGGAGUUUGAAAAUUGGGGAGAUGGCUUUGGGUGCUCUGGGAGAGCUUGGUUCCUCCAGAAGAGCUCUGGCCAACUUUGUUAACGCCAUUGAAUGAUUUGUUUCUCUUUCUCUAAUUUUUUUUGUAUGAAUAGGAAUGUCAAUGUGAUUUUGGAUUUUCUGUUUUUGGAAGUAAUGUAUAUGUAAUUUUUGAUGAUGAGCAUGAAUAGAAAGAAUAUUUGGUUGUGCAAUAUAUAA